CUGAUCUACAUCGGGAAAUGCGAAAGAGCGAGGGUCCACAAAGUGGGUGAGAAGCUAUUCACCGUACUGUUACGCUCUGUGUGAGCAGGAGGAAGGACAAUGGAGAAGUUCUUAAAGGACUUCGAGGUUAACAAGCAUGCGUCGGAUGAGGCACGGCAGAGAUGGAGGUCAGCUGUUACUAUCGUCAGAAAUCGUCGCCGGAGGUUCCGCAUGGUCGCCGAUCUCGACAAGCGAACGGAGGAAAAAAUACGAGUUGUCCUUUAUGUUCAGAAAGCAGCUCUGCAUUUUAUGGAUGCCGCUGGCCCUCUUGAAUAUAUGCUCUCUGAAGAGGUCAGAAAUGCAAAUUUUGGGAUUGACCCUGAGGACCUUGCAUCUAUUGUUCGUGGCCAUGAUAUUAAGCGCCUAAAUUUGCAUGGUGGAGCUGAAGGGAUUGCAAGGAAAGUCUCUGUCUCCCUUAAUGAAGGUGUUCGCUCAAGCAACUUAGCAACAAGGCAAACGAUCUAUGGCUUAAACCGUUUCACAGAGAAAGCUCCAAGAAGCUUCUUAAUGUUUGUGUGGGAAGCGCUGCAAGACUUAACACUCAUUAUCCUUAUGAUUUGUGCUGUGGUGUCCAUAAGUGUAGGAAUUGCCACUGAAGGGUGGCCAAAGGGCAUGUAUGAUGGACUAGGAAUUAUACUUAGUAUAUUCUUGGUAGUCCUGGUCGCUGCUAUUAGUGACUACAAGCAGUCCUUGCAGUUUAGGGAUCUUGACAAGGAGAAGAAAAAGAUCAUUGUUCAAGUUACCAGAGAUGGGAGUAGACAAAAGAUUCCCAUUUAUAACUUGGUUGUUGGGGAUGUUGUUCAUUUAGCUAUUGGGGACCAAGUCCCAGCUGAUGGAGUUUUCAUAUCGGGAUACAGCUUGCUGGUUGAUGAGUCAAGUUUGACAGGCGAAGUUGACCCUGUGAGUAUAAAUGAAAAACAUCCUUUUCUUUCCUCAGGAACCAAAGUUAGAGAUGGAUCAGGAAAGAUGCUGGUAACAGGAGUUGGUAUGAGGACUGAAUGGGGAAAGUUGAUGGAAACACUGACUGAGGGUGGAGAUGAUGAAACUCCACUUCAAGUGAAGCUGAAUGGUGUUGCGACAGUUAUUGGUAAGGUUGGUUUGAGUUUUGCGGUGCUUACAUUUUUGGUCUUGACGGUGAGAUUUCUGGUGGAGAAAGCUCUCAAGAAUGAGUUCACUCAUUGGUCUUCAAGUGAUGCAUUGACACUUCUGGACUACUUUGCCACUGCAGUAACUAUAAUAGUUGUUGCUGUUCCCGAAGGAUUACCACUGGCAGUAACACUGAGCCUUGCCUUUGCAAUGAAGAAGUUAAUGAAUGAUAGAGCACUGGUAAGGCACCUCUCAGCUUGUGAGACAAUGGGUUCUGCCAGUUGUAUUUGCACCGAUAAGACAGGGACAUUAACCACAAACCAUAUGGUGGUUGAAAGGAUAUGGAUUUGCAACAAAGUUCAAGACAUUAGUGGCAACAAGAGCGAAAGCAAUUAUGAACUGGAAAUAUCUGAGGGAGCAUUGAGCAUCCUUUUGCAAGCUAUAUUUCAAAAUACUAGUGGUGAAGUGGUCAAGGAAAAAGAGGGAAAGAACUCUGUUGUGGGAACUCCAACUGAAUCCGCACUAUUAGAAUUUGGCUUGCUAUUGGGUGGAGAUCAUGAUGCCCAACAAGGACAGUUCAAGAUACUCAAGGUUGAGCCUUUCAAUUCGGACAGGAAGAAAAUGUCAGUACUUGUGGCUUUUCCUGAAAGUGGUGUGCGAGCUUUUUGUAAAGGGGCAUCUGAAAUGGUACUGAAGAUGUGUGACAAUGUUGUUGGCCAUAAUGGGGAGCCAAUUGUUCUAACUGAAGAGCUGGUAAAGAAAACCAUGCAUAUUAUUAAUGGCUUUGCCCAUGCAGCCCUGAGAACUCUAUGCUUGGCUUAUAAAGAUUUAGAUGCUAAUGCUUCUGCCGAUAACAUCCCUGGUAGUGGCUACACCUUAAUAGCUGUUGUUGGAAUCAAAGAUCCAGUGCGCCCCGGAGUUAAGGAAGCAGUGCGAACUUGUCUAGCUGCAGGAAUCACUGUCCGUAUGGUUACUGGUGAUAAUAUAAACACAGCAAAGGCCAUAGCUAAAGAAUGUGGCAUACUUACCCAUAAUGACAAUGCCAUUGAAGGACCAGAAUUUCGUAAGAAGUCUCUUGAUGAGAUGAGGGAAAUCAUACCGAAAAUUCAGGUAAUGGCACGUUCUUCGCCAUCAGACAAGCUCACCUUAGUAACCCAUCUGAGAAAUAUGUUUGGAGAGGUUGUUGCAGUGACUGGUGAUGGUACCAAUGAUGCUCCUGCUUUGCACCAGUCAGACAUUGGACUUGCCAUGGGAAUCGCUGGAACAGAGGUUGCUAAAGAAAGUGCAGAUGUCGUCAUUAUGGACGAUAAUUUUUCAACUAUAGUAAACGUAGCAAAGUGGGGACGUGCAGUAUAUAUAAACAUCCAGAAGUUCGUGCAAUUCCAGUUAACUGUCAAUGUCGUUGCUCUGGUGAUCAACUUUGCUUCCGCAUGCAUCUCAGGAUCUGCCCCCCUCACUGCUGUACAGCUGCUUUGGGUCAACAUGAUCAUGGACACCCUCGGUGCCUUAGCACUGGCUACAGAACCUCCCAAUGAUGAAUUGAUGAAGAGACCCCCAAUUGCCAAGGGUGCCAGUUUUAUCACCAAAGCAAUGUGGAGAAAUAUCAUUGGUCAGAGUAUUUACCAAUUGAUUGUCCUUGGAAUACUCAAUUUCGAUGGGAAGAGGCUGUUAAGGCUAACCGGUUCAGAUGCAACCAAAGUUCUGGACACUGUGAUAUUCAACUCAUUUGUGUUUUGCCAGGUGUUCAAUGAAAUUAACAGCCGUGGUAUCGAGAGUAUCAACAUAUUCAAAGGCAUGUUUGAUAGCUGGAUAUUCCUCUGUGUGAUGGUGUCAACAGUAGCUUUCCAAGCAAUCAUAGUUGAGUUCCUCGGAACUUUUGCCAACACUGUGCCACUCAGCUGGCAGCUAUGGCUGCUGAGCAUAGCAAUUGGUUCAGUAAGUAUGGUAGUUGGAGUAAUUCUCAAGUGCAUCCCUGUUGAAAGCACACUCAAACCAAGGCCCCAUGAUGGUUAUGAAGCUCUUGCUAGUGGUCCACAUGCAGCGUGAGAAUUAAAUUUCUGAAGAACUU
Messenger RNA from Rubroshorea leprosula, 3193 nucleotides. The record is from the annotation of a GenBank genome assembly. Lineage: Eukaryota; Viridiplantae; Streptophyta; Magnoliopsida; Malvales; Dipterocarpaceae.